This is a messenger RNA of Porites lobata, 342 nucleotides long. Lineage: Eukaryota; Metazoa; Cnidaria; Anthozoa; Scleractinia; Poritidae. The record is from the annotation of a GenBank genome assembly.
GAUAUUUUAGGAUCCUGUCCACAAGGUUGGAUAGGACAUGAAGGAUCCUGCUAUUCACCUUUUGUUCACGGCGCCACUUGGCAAGAGGCCGAGGACACCUGCAGAGAAUUCGACGCUCACUUAGCUCUCUCCAGAAGCGAGUCCGAAAAUGAAUUUAUCGCUGUGGAAGUAGGUAGGCCAGAGUUUCGAGUAUGGAUUGGACUACGACGGAAAGAGGGAGAAUUUGUCUGGAGCGACGGUCAGAAAGCAGAAUACACUAAUUGGGGGAACGGCGAGCCCAAGGGUUCUUCUAGCGGAGACUGUGUAAGUCUUCUCCCGGAAGACAUAUUCUCUUCAUGGGAA